UCAUUCAGUCUGUCACCCAGUAAUCCUGGCGAGUGAGUGAGAGAGUGUCCUGAGCUCCCCCAGUUUCGGAGUCAGAUAGAUAGAAUGCAGAGUUCAGUCAUUACGGCGAAGCGUUAAGUGACGUGGAGCGUCAUUUUGAGGCAGGCUUUGACUGGAUGGGACCAACCGAGAGUAGCAGAAUGAGUGCAUGAGAGCGAGAGAGAGAAAGAGAAAGAGAAAGAACGAGACGGGGCCACGGAGACGAGGAGGGAAGAAGAGGGCGUGGAGAUGGGGGAGCGGUGAAAUGCCUCGUGACAGUAGAUCUGAGCGGUUGUUGGUGACGGGAACGGGGUGGUGGCUGCGGUCCCUGGUGAGAGAGAUAGGAAGAGAUCGGGCUGAGCAGGUGAAGUGGCGAAAGGGGGUUAGCAACCUGUCGCGCGGCGCGUGGGAUUGGUAGUUUCUCCAUUACCUUUCUUUUUGGCGAAAGACGCGUGCAGUGACUGUCGCGAGGUGCGGAUCUUGGUGGAGAGUGGCGGCGCUUGUUUGAUGUUUCGAUUUGUGGUAGAUUACCGAAGCAAUGGCGUUUUCAGGAGAGGCAAUGCGUCGACAGGAAAGUGUCGCCCCUCCGAAGUUGCAUGGAGCGAGGGCUCUGGCUGGACUCCGUGUGUAGGCUGGAUGUUGGUUAACCUCAGCACAGCUAGAGAAAGAAUUUCAGGACAGAUAUGUGCUAGGACUCGGUGGAAAUCUGUUAGUCGCUGGCGGAUGUUCUUUACUGCUAGUCGGUCACAUCAAGAAAUGAUCUGUUGCUGUGCGAAAUAGUCCUUUGAUCUUAGCUUGGGAGCGAAAUGGGAAUGAGGAUUCGAGAAACAGUGGUUUGAAAAUACUUCACGACAAUUACUCAAAGAAUUUCAAGAGCUCGAAAUCGCUUCUUCAUCGAAUGUGGACGCGUAGCUGCAAAUCGUGGAUAUUGGGGAAACGACUGAGAGUUGCCGCAUUCACCUGUCUACCGAUAGACUAGAUCACGGAGGGUAGAGUGAGGUUACAGACGCAAGAUCGGAAGGGAACUAUCUCGACAGGUUCCUUUUAAUUACUUGCGUUGAUGCUGUCGCGAAGACAUUCUAGAAUUUCACGUUGAGCAGAGGGAAGUAAAAAUGCACGGACGGUUAAUAAUCUAGUUUGCAGUGAGGUAGAAAGGCGAUGUCAGCUUCAUAUCAUAUUCAGGACCGUAGUUAUGGCUUCGAGGGGUACGUCGUCCGCAUCCCGCGGUUGUGUUGAGCUUGCUUUACGCCUGCACCAUAGAAUUCCGGCUGACAUAUGCCGAUAGUCGCGUCUGAACGCUGAAGUUAUGGAUGUGGCAAGAAUGGGGUAUGAUAAUGGUUCAUCUGCAGUUUUAUCUUCUGUAGAGGGAACAAUGCCUCAUGGUCUGGGAUUGCCCGUUAACUCUUGGCAUGGAGGGAAUGAGACAUAUUAUGCUUCUGAGAAGAGGAUUCUCGAUAUCGAGAGGCCGAAGGGGCAGGUUUGUGAACACAUGAAUCAGGAGCAGAUGGAUCACACGACAGCUUCUAUUGUUAACGCAACAGUCUCUUCGGCAGGAGUACGGUUGAGCGAUACACAUUUGGCAUCCAGAAAAGCAGAGGAAGCAGCUACAAGAAGGCAGCAUGCGAUUAUGUGGUUGCAAGAGAUUGUUGGAAACGUGGGUCUCUCAAGUGAUUCUACAGAGGAAGACUUGAGACUUUGCUUGAGAAAUGGAAUCGUUCUUUGCAAGCUUAUCAACAAAGUACAACCUGGCGCUGUACACAAGGUGGUGGCAAAUCCAAUUCUUUCAAACCACCCUGAUGGAGCGCAGUCCGCAUUUCAGUACUUUGAGAAUGUUAGGAACUUUCUAGUGGCGGUGGAAGAGAUGAGCUUGCCCUCAUUUGAAGUUUCUGACUUGGAGCAGGGUUCCAUGUCCUCAAGUUCAUCUGCAAAGCUGGUAGACUGUAUAUUGGCGUUGAAAUCCUAUCAUGACUGGAAACAGGGUGGUGCUCUGGGUUUCUGGAGAUUAAAGUCCCCUAGUCAUCCUACGGGGAAUAUGAGUAAAUCCAUUUCAAAAUUUAGUGCCUCUAAGAAUGUUAACAAGAGUGGAAACGCUCGAAAACAAUGGGCGAAUCCUGAUCAAGAGUCUCACGAUGACACUAUAUUGGCAAGUGCAUCCAAUCAUUCAAAGGGUUUUGAACCCGGAGAGUCCGUUUCAGGUCAUGAAUCCUUGACUAAUGAUCUAUCUGGGGAAAAUUGUAGCUCGGUCGGAGACGGCGAGGAGGUGGUUUUUAUUAAUAACUCGGCAGGGUCUAAAUCUACCUGGCUUGAACACCUUGGUGACAAAUUUCAUGAGGUUCUGCAAGUAAGUGCGAAGAGCAUGCAACGAGUCUCUGAUUCUGCACCAUUUACUACCGAUGGUUAUGCUGGAGGACCGACCACUGCACUCGAUAAUGUGCCAUCCCAGUCACUUCUAAGACUCAUCAAUGCCAUCUUAUGCGAUAAAAGUGUUGAAGAGGUGUCCAUGGCUGUGGAGUUUAUGUUACGGAAGGUGAUGGAGGAAUUCCAGCGCCAUCUCGUUACUCAGAGAAAACAAGUCACGAAAAUGAGAACUUCCAUGAAAGAGAUCUUGUCUCGCGAGGACAAACUUGCUUUACAAAAUUCAGUGCUAGUAGCAUUGGCAGGUGGUACGCAAGAGGAAAUAAAAUUAUAUGCUCAGAUGCUGCAUAAGCUCGAGGUAGAGAUGAAUAAAUUGAAAGAGGAGAAGAGAGUGAAAGAGGAGGAAGUAUGCAGAUUGCUCCAAGAGAACAAAGAGCAACAAUUAGCUGUGCAAGUGCUGAGGAAUGAACUGGAUCACAUCAAGCGCGCUGACAAAGAGAUGCUGCAACUCCUUGAAAGUCAGAAUAAAGAAUUCGAGCAGGAGUGUAAAGAAACUAUUCAGUCCUUGGAGUUGCAGCUUCAAGAUUCGUAUGACAAGUUGAAGGAAUUGAAAAUUAAUGCAGACAAGGAAAUGAGUAGUCUGAAACUAAAGGACAAUCAAUAUCAAACAUUCCUUUCAAGUCAGCUACUUGAGUGUAGGGAUCUUAGGUUGGCCCAAGUUAAUACCAAAGAUGAGUUUAUGAGGAUGCAGACCGAGUGGAACAACCAGUUCAGCAUGCUAGAGGAACAGCUUCAGAGCAUGGCUCGAGCUGCAUCUGGAUAUCAUAAAGUGCUGGCCGAGAAUCGAAUGCUUUACAAUGAAGUGCAAGACUUGAAAGGAAACAUUCGGGUCUAUUGCAGGGUGAGACCUUUUCUCACAGAAGAAGCUGGAAGAUUAACUACUCUUGAUUAUAUUGGAGAAAAUGGACAGUUAAUGUUAGUAAACCCUCUCAAGCCUGGUGCUAAAGAUUCUCGAAAAUCUUUCACAUUCAAUAAGUGUUUUGCCCCCAAUGCUUCACAAGAGGAGGUUUUUCUAGACACACAGCCAUUGAUACGGUCUGUAUUGGAUGGAUUUAAUGUAUGUAUCUUUGCUUAUGGCCAAACGGGGUCUGGAAAGACCUAUACCAUGAGUGGUCCAAAUAAUAUGGCACCAGUGGAUUGGGGAGUAAAUUACAGAGCUCUCCAUGAUUUGUUCUCUACAACUCAAAGCAGACUCGAUGUUUUCCGCUACGAGAUCGGAGUCCAGAUGCUUGAAAUUUACAAUGAACAAGUCCGGGAUCUUCUGGCUGCGGACGGUGUUCAGAAGAAGCUUGAGAUCCGGAAUAAUUCUCAAUUGAAUGGUCUGAAUGUUCCUGAUGCCAGUAUGAUGUCAGUGCGGUCAACAGAGGAUGUGCUUGAUCUGAUGAAGGUCGGUCAGAAGAACAGAGCAGUCGGCGCCACAGCUCUUAACGAGCGCAGUAGCAGAUCUCAUAGUGUGCUGACAGUGCACGUUCAAGGCACUGAUCUGGAAUCAGGAGCUAUUCUUAGAGGAUCUCUUCACCUGGUUGAUCUUGCUGGAAGUGAACGAGUAGACCGGUCUGAAGCCACGGGUGACAGGUUGAAGGAAGCUCAGCAUAUCAACAAAUCUCUCUCAGCCCUUGGCGAUGUUAUAGCUGCAUUGGCCCAAAAGAAUGGGCAUGUGCCUUACAGGAAUAGCAAACUCACACAGCUCUUGCAGGAUUCACUAGGUGGCCAAGCAAAGACUUUGAUGUUCGUACACAUAAGCCCAGAUGUGGAGUCCUUUGGAGAGACUAUAAGCACAUUGAAGUUUGCUGAAAGAGUGUCAACAGUGGAACUUGGAGCUGCUCGAAGUAACAAGGAAAGCGGAGAAAUUCAAAAUCUUAAAGAACAGGUUGCUCUGCUGAAAGAGGCUGCUGCGAAGAAAGAUGCUGAAAUUGCACAUCUUCAAACAUUCAAAGAACGACACGAUAGAGGCGAGAGCGGUGUUGGCGUGGAGAAGUAUAAGUCCAGGAUCUUGAAGCCAUCUGCACGUGUCCGUGCGAGCCCUGAUGUCUCUCCUGCUCCGAAACUUCGGAUGGUACAAAAUGAGAGUGGGAGUGAAACUACGGAGACUCGGGCCAUCACGCGCAAGUUACCUGGUCAACCGAAGUCUCCUAUUCGCGUAGCUGUUGGAUCAAGCCAUGAGUCUGAAGAUCCUGCGGAGCAUUUAUUGUCCUCUUCAGCAUGCUCUCCUGCGGGUUCCUCUACAGAGCAAGGCUUGGGUUCAUUUGAUGUAAUGGAAGAUGGGGCGAACAAUGUAGACGAGAAGCUUAAACGUUCGUCCUCGAAACAUCAGCGAAAUGGAUCUGGAACUGGCUUUAGUAGUUGGACUUCUCAGAUUCACAAUUCAAAAGAUUCUGAUGGUGGACAGAUGAAAGCUACAGAAGGUAGUCGGCAGCACGAAGCAGUUCUUGCAAACCAUGUGGAAUCAGCUUCAUCUGAUAUUAAACAGGAAGUGACGACUAGGGAGUUGCCAGAGAGGUCUCAAAUUGUUAGAGAAGAUAUCGAUAACUUCUUUCUAGAAACGGAAAAGCAGGCAAUCUAUUCAAAUAGUGGCUACCUUCAUGAAUCAAAUGCCGAUUUUGAAUCUUUACGUUCUGCAUGUUCCAGCCAGCGUUCACUACCGGGUCUGGAAGAGCAGUUUGAAAGUGAUGGACUUUUCGACCUUCGGGAUGGACAUGAUGAUAGUUCAAGCUUGUUCUCAGAAAGUGGUCUGUCUGUGGUAGCGGACCUAUCCUUAUCCAGUCAGUUGGACUAUACCAAGAAAGUCCAGUCAAGUCCUGCCCAGGUUCGCAAUGAGAGGAGAGCUCUACUACAGACCCAAGUUCCUCGUCCUCCGAUUAGUGCUAUACGGAAAAGCUCAUCAGUUAUGAAUCGUAAGUCUGUUGGAGCACCAUUACAUUCACGACCUCGCAGAUACUCAAAUAUAGGGAUCUCAUCAUCCACUGAGAAACUUUUAUCCAAGCGGAACGCUUCUCUUGGAGCAGUUGCUAGUCCGGAUUUUGAAUGUAGUGGCAACAGAAGGGUAGCAAUUGGUGCUGGGUCCUCAACCUCUUGGAGGUAAUAGAGGGUAAGUCCUCAGCAUGAUAUGUGUUCACAAACAGCAUGGAUUGUUGGAAUCCGUUUAUUUUUGUUAUUAUUAUCUUUUUUCAAAUGUAGACGAUCCACAGCUUAUUGUUUUGGCGGAAGGAGUCUAAUAUAUUCACAUUUAUCAAUAGAUUAGAUAAUAUUUUGUGCACUCAGAUUCUUGUGUACUCCAACCAUUUCUAAAAUGGAUCGGAAUUGAUAGAUUAGACAACUGCAAACGUUUGAACUUGGUGCGAGACCCAAGGAUAGUUUGUCGAAAGCCUCGCACUACGCAAGAGUUGAGGCGUAGUGUUUGACUGCAAUGGGAAUACAGAGAAGUAAAAGUAAUGAUUACUUGAUUUUUCAUUAUAGUUGUGCAACAUCGGUUUCUGAUACUUGUUAAACGUGUGUAUGUUUGGGACCAGAGUUGGGUUUGACCAUUAUAUAUGCCAGGUGGAAUGAGCAGUACGGCUUAUUCGUCCAUCUUUGGGUGGACCUUUAUGUAGUGUUCAAAUCGUCACAUGUAAUCUGUAAUUUGUUUGUUUGUUUGUUUUGUUUUGUUUUGUUUUUUUUCUAUAUUUUUUUACAGUAAUCUUGCAUUGUGAGGUUGAUUUCAAUAGGAUAUUAUUAAUCAGAGUGACAGCUUAUCUGGUGACUGACGAAGAGCACAUAUGACGCAGCCUUUAAUUUUUCCGUGUCGGGCAUCACAUCAGGCCGAACGUCUUCCAAGCGAUGGAUUUGGACACCCGUGCUCUAAUCGCUCUCAAAGCAGUUGGUAGCUACUUGGAUGGAGCGUCAUUUUAGGGCAUGCAGUACUCUGUAUCAUAGUUAGUAAGCGUCUUUAGAAGUCUGUAGAUAUCAUAAUGAAUCAAUCGAUACUUUAUCAUUUUACUUACCACGAAGUUUGGUAACUGGCUUACAACCGUAGGAAGCCAAUUUUUUGCAGUGCUUUAAAGAGUGAUCCUAGUUCCUUUUACCUGGUACAGCUCAGGAAGCAGUCGCUCAUAUUUGCUGCUUAAUUGUAUUGAUGAUUCGAUCAAAGACCUACUUUGUUUACGAAACGAAAUGACUGUUUUGAUGUA
Molecule: messenger RNA, 6599 nt
Organism: Physcomitrium patens
Lineage: Eukaryota; Viridiplantae; Streptophyta; Bryopsida; Funariales; Funariaceae
Source: RefSeq, a predicted model, not a curated record